Thrips palmi is the source of this 1161-nucleotide messenger RNA. RefSeq names its product thiamine transporter 1-like. Gene Ontology annotation, molecular function: vitamin transmembrane transporter activity. The transcript is spliced from 7 exons. Gene Ontology annotation, cellular component: plasma membrane. The record is from RefSeq and is a predicted model, not a curated record. Gene Ontology annotation, biological process: vitamin transport; transmembrane transport. The coding region runs from base 1 to 1161 and encodes 386 amino acids. NCBI's taxonomy places the organism in Eukaryota, Metazoa, Arthropoda, Insecta, Thysanoptera, Thripidae.
AUGGACUGGAAGACGGUGGCGGCGCUGCUGGCGGCCUACGGGCUGCUCAAGGAGUUCCGCCCCUCCGACUGGCCCUGCUCGGUCCUCUUCCUCGUGUCCGACUGGAAGCGCUACAAGCCCAUCGUCGUCCGCGAGCCUCAGCGCCAUCGGACCUACAGCAUCCCCCGGGGCCAUUGGGUGCCCCCCCAAAAGGUGGCAUUUGCCAACCUCAGCCUGCACACUAAAAGACUAUCUGAGGCUUUCAUGGAGGUGCUGUACGGGCUGAUGUGGGCGGCCGACGUGGCGUACUUCACGUACAUGUACGCCAAGGUGGACCGCGCGCACUACGGCACGGUGUCCGCCACGGCCAGGGUGGGCUACCUGCUGGGCCGCUUCGGCAGCGGCCUGCUCAGCCAGCUGGCCGUCAGCCUCAACUUCCUGUCGCUGCAGGGGCUGCAGUUCGUCACACUCGGAUCGGCGGUUGUGGCCACCGCGUUCGCCAUGGCUCUCCCCGCGGUCUCCACCAGCUUCUACUUCCAGGAAGGCCACGAGGCCGACUCCGGGAACAGACGCUGGGAGUCGAACCCACGGCACGACCCUCGGACGGAGCUGCCCGCCGUCUACGACGCGGUUGCCAGCUACUGCCAGAUCCUGUGGCAGGACACGAUCGACGGCAACAAGAGUGACGAGACACUGUGGAACGGCGCCGUCGAGGCCGCCUACACGCUGCUCGGCGCGGGCGCCGUGUGGCUGACCACCAGGAAGACGGACUACUCGGCGUGGGGGGACGCCCUGGUCGGCAUGUGGUCGCUGGCGUCCGGGGCCGUGAUCGCCCUGGCGGCGGACAGCCGCAGCAUGGCCGUGCAGUACGCCGUGUACGUCGCGUUCGGCACCACCUACCACGCCACCAUCACCAUCGCCAGCUCGGAGGUGGCCAAGCGGGUGCGCGAGGACGCGCACGCCCUCAUCUUCGGCGUCAACACGCUGGGCGCGUACCUGCUGCAGACGGCGCUGACGGUGGCCGUGGCGGGGCAGGGCGGCCUGGAGCUCCCCAUCCGCGACCAGUUCGUCAUCUACGGCGGCUACUUCCUGGUCAUCGGGGCCGCCUUCCUGGCCGUGGCGCUCGCCGGCGUGGUGGCCAGGUGUCGCGGCAGCCGGAGAUUAAACGUGUCCUCAGCCUAG